Protopterus annectens (West African lungfish) is the source of this 2320-nucleotide messenger RNA. Its product is annotated as zinc finger protein 883-like. The record is from RefSeq and is a predicted model, not a curated record. Bases 18 to 1943 code for a protein of 641 amino acids. The transcript has a single exon. Gene Ontology annotation, molecular function: RNA polymerase II cis-regulatory region sequence-specific DNA binding; DNA-binding transcription factor activity, RNA polymerase II-specific. NCBI's taxonomy places the organism in Eukaryota, Metazoa, Chordata, Ceratodontiformes, Protopteridae. Gene Ontology annotation, biological process: regulation of transcription by RNA polymerase II.
GGAGCAGAGAAUGGAACAUGUGCAGGAGUCAGCAGCCAUCACUUGGAGUAUCUGUAUUAAGUUGUCCUACAGCAAACCUACAGCAGCACUCUGUUCAAAUUCUGAAAGGCUCCAACAAGCAUCCUGUUACAGCAGUAGCACAGCUUUAUACAGGAUACACCUGCGCCAUGAACUCUGAAUGUGCUCCAAGUGCUGUAGUACAGCAAAGUCCAUUACACCAGAGAGCUCACAAAGAAAAGAAACCAUGUAAAUGUCCUGAAUGCAGUAAGUGUUUCAAACAAAGGACCCAUCUAGUAAUACAUGAAAGGAUUCACACUGGGGUGAGAUCAUAUAAAUGUGCUGAAUGCAAUAAGGGUUUCAAACAAAGGGGGGAUCUAGUAAAACAUGAAAGGACUCACAUGCUGGAGAAACCAUAUAAAUGUGCUGAAUGCAAUAAGUGUUUUGUACAAAGGAGUGUUCUAGUACAACAUGAAAGGACUCACAUGAGGGAAGGGGAGAAACCAUAUAAAUGUGCUGAAUGCAGUAAGGGAUUCACAAGCGCUGGUAACCUUAGAGCUCAUCUGUUCAUUCACAGUAGAGAGAAACCAUAUAAAUGUCCUGAAUGCAAUAAAGGUUUCAUACGAAGGGCUCAGCUAGUAGGACAUGAAAGGAUUCACACUGGGGAGACACCAUAUAAAUGUCCUGAAUGUAAUAAGGGUUUCAGACAAAUGUGUUCUCUAGUACAACAUGAAAGGACUCACAUGAGUGAAGGGGAGAAGCCAUUUAAAUGUGCUGAAUGCAGUAAGGGAUUUACAAGUGCUGGUAACCUUAGAACUCAUCUGUUCGUUCACAGUAGAGAGAAACCAUAUAAAUGUCCUGAAUGCAAUAAAGGUUUUAUACAAAGGAUUCAGCUAGUAGUACAUGAAAGGAUUCACACUGGGGAGACACCAUAUAAAUGUCCUGAAUGCAGUAAGUGUUUCAGACAAAUGUGUUCUCUAGUAAAACAUGAAAGGACUCACAUGGGAGAGAAUCUAGUACACCAUGAAAGGACUCACAUGCUGGAGAAACCAUAUAAAUGUGCUGAAUGCAGUAAGGGUUUCACUACAACUCGUGCCCUUAGAAUUCAUCUGUCAGCUCACAGUGGGGAGAGGCCAUAUAAAUGUCGUGAAUGCAAUAAGUGUUUCAUACAAAGGAGUGUUCUAGUAAAACAUGAAAAGACUCAUAUGCUGGAGAAACCAUAUAAAUGUGCUGAAUGCAGCAAGGGUUUCAUAACAACUAGUGCCCUUAGAGUUCAUCUAUUAGUUCACAGUGGGGAGAAACCAUAUAAAUGUCCUGAAUGCAGUAAGGGAUUCACAAUGGCUAGUAGUCUUAAAACACAUCUGUUAAUUCACAGUAGGGAGAAGCCAUAUAAAUGUCCUGAAUGCAAUACGUAUUUCAGACUAAGGAGGGACCUACUAAGGCAUAAAAGGACUCACAUGCUGGAGAAACCAUAUAAAUGUCCUGAAUGUAAUAAGUGUUUCAGACAAAGGCAUGUUCUAGUACAACAUGAAAGGACACACACGGGGCUGAAACCAUAUAAAUGUACUGAAUGCAAUAAGUGUUUCAGACAAAGUAGUACUCUAGUAACACAUGAAAGGACACACACAGGGGUGAAACCAUAUAAAUGUCCUGAAUGUAAUAAGUGUUUCAAACAAAGACAUGUUUUAGUACAACAUGAAAGGACACACACGGGGGUGAAACCAUAUAAAUGUACUGAAUGCAAUAAGUGUUUUAGACAGCGUAGUACUCUAGUAACACAUGAAAGGACACACACAGGGGUGAAACCAUAUAAAUGUCCUGUUUGCAAUAAGUGUUUUGGACAAAUGAGUACUCUAGUGAAACAUGAAAGGACUCACAUGGGAGAUGCCAAGUCAGCAAGCAAAAGUAGUAUUGCUGAAACUGAAUUCCUCCUCCUGUUGAGGUGAGUACUGUCAUGAGGUGGACACUGUUUUUCAUAAAAUCUCACUAAGAUUACACUGACAUAUAAACUGUAAUUUAUAUAGUGUAUAUCAUGGACAGAAGUAGGUCAAAAAUUAAAAAAAGAUGGCUACAAGACCCAAGGUAAAAAAAAAAAUGCAAUCCUGGUAGGUAUGCUGGUGCCAGGAUUGGAAAAAAAAUGACUGCACAGAAUCCUCAAAAAUAUGAUAACAUUCCUACAGUGGGGCCAGGCCCAGAUGGAGGAUGGGCCCCCUGUUGUAGAAAGAAGCAGAUGUCCACAAAAAAAUGAUAGACCAACGAAGAGCCAUAAUGAUAGAGUGGUCUGCUGAGGAUAAGAAAGAAAUUGUGUAUUGUUAUUAUUAUG